CUCCUCUCUCACUUUUCUUUUCCUUUUGCUCGGGGACCCUCCAUCUCCAAGACCAUUCUUCUCUCCUCUCUCACUUUUCUUUUCCUUUUGCUCGGGGACGACCGAUGGACGCAGUUCGUCUGCUCGGGGACGGCGACGGCGACGAUGGAUGGACGGGAAAGAGGAAGGAUGGAGGCGGCUGCGUGAGGCGACGCGAUGAGGACGAGAUCUGGGCAGCGGCGAGGAAGGGAUCUGGACGGGUGCGACGCGACGAGGAAGGAUCUACAUGGCGGCGAGGAACAGAGGAAGGCGGCGGCCGUGAAGCGACAAGGAAGGGAGCUGGGCGGCGGCCGUGACUCGUGAGGAUGAGGGUCUGAUGAGGGGAUUAUAGGGUUUCAGAUUGGGGUUAUGGGUUUUAUAUGUCAUUUUAUUUUCAGGGAGGGCAAUAUAUGAGGGUUGGUCGGCUUGGUUUGAUUUUUUUCGGAUAACCGCGGUUAAUAAUGGUUGGUUACUCGUUUAUCCAAAGCUUUUUAAACUCCUCCGUCCACCGACCGAAGUAAUUUUAGUCUCGGUUUUUGGUUAGCCGAAAACCGAUCGGUUCGGUUGUAACCGACGGUUAUCCGCUAACCGGAAACCGAACUGCCAGCCCUACCUCUCUUAUUGUCACUCUAAUAGUCAUACAGUAUAACUCAAACCAAUGACAUAUAGGGUUCCUCUCUUACAUGGUGAACGCGCACAUAGAAGGUUAUUGAGUAGUAUGAUUGUCCUCUAUUUCUUUCUUGCUUAAAAUUAGGGAUAGCAAUGGGUCGGGUUGGGAGAUAGUGCAUAUUUGUUAUCCUACCCAAUGUAGUUUGGAUUUUACCCAUACACAAGAAAAUGGGUAGAAAAUCAAAAUCAAAAUCAUACCCAUAUCCGUUCGAGUUUCGGGUAUCCAUGGUUAUUCAUGGGUAAUAAUUUCUCUUUAAAAGUCCAAUCAAUAUGUUAACAUUUA
Linum trigynum is the source of this 970-nucleotide messenger RNA. The record is from the annotation of a GenBank genome assembly. Lineage: Eukaryota; Viridiplantae; Streptophyta; Magnoliopsida; Malpighiales; Linaceae.